Nematolebias whitei (Rio pearlfish) is the source of this 1037-nucleotide messenger RNA. Its product is annotated as procathepsin L. Gene Ontology annotation, molecular function: cysteine-type endopeptidase activity. The record is from RefSeq and is a predicted model, not a curated record. Gene Ontology annotation, biological process: immune response. NCBI's taxonomy places the organism in Eukaryota, Metazoa, Chordata, Actinopteri, Cyprinodontiformes, Rivulidae. Gene Ontology annotation, cellular component: lysosome.
UAUCUCUCGUCCAGUGCAGCCUUUAUAAACUUAAUGUUCCUCCGCUGAUUAAAGAUUUUUCUCCUCCUCCGAGCAACAAACACUUUACAGCUGUUUACCCCUUGUUUACUUGUCAGAGCCCUGACGAUGCUGCUCGUAGUCGUGGCAACGGUGUGUCUGAGUGCGGUUCUGUCCGCCCCCAGUUUGGACCCUCAGCUGGACCAGCACUGGGACCAGUGGAAGAACUGGCACGAGAGGAAGUACCACGAGAGAGAGGAGGGCUGGAGGAGGAUGGUGUGGGAGAAGAACCUGAGGAAGAUCCAGCUGCACAACCUGGAGCACUCCAUGGGCAAACACACCUACCGCCUGGGGAUGAACCACUUUGGAGACAUGACUCACGAGGAGUUCAGGCAGGUCAUGAACGGCUACAAACACAGAGCGGACCGCAGGUUCCAGGGGUCCCUGUUCAUGGAGCCCAACUUCCUGGAGGCCCCCCGAUCCGUGGACUGGAGGGAGAAGGGCUACGUCACCCCCGUGAAGGACCAGGGUCAGUGCGGGUCCUGCUGGGCCUUCAGCACCACCGGAGCCCUGGAGGGCCAGGAGUUCAGGAAGACCGGUAAGCUGGUGUCGCUGAGUGAGCAGAACCUGGUGGACUGCUCCAGACCCGAGGGCAACGAGGGCUGCAACGGAGGCCUGAUGGACCAGGCCUUCCAGUACGUCAAGGACAACCAGGGUCUGGACUCUGAGGACUCCUACCCCUACCUGGGAACCGACGACCAGCCGUGCCACUACGACCCAAAGUUUAACUCCGCCAACGACACCGGGUUUGUGGACGUCCCCAGCGGCAACGAGCGCGCGCUGAUGAAGGCCGUGGCUGCGGUGGGACCGGUUUCCGUCGCCAUCGACGCCGGGCACCAGUCCUUCCAGUUCUAUCAGUCCGGGAUCUACUACGAGUCUGAGUGCAGCAGCGAGGAACUGGACCACGGCGUGCUGGUGGUGGGCUACGGCUUCCAGGGAGAAGACGUGGACGGCAAGAAAUACUGGAUCGUCAAGAACAG